CUGUGCCGUAUCAUCAUCACUGCUCGAGUCACUUGACGAAUCGCUUGAUGAAUCCGAGUAAGGAACAAGUCUUUUAGACAUCUUGAGAUACUGUGUUAUAAUAAUUUCAUACAGAGCGAGCCGCUCAGUUUUAUACCUGCGAAAUGAGCCGUGCCUCGGACGUCUAUAAAAAGAGCGCACUCCGCUCCUCAGUAUCAGUAUUUGCUCUGACACAGCUCUUGACAGAACAACAACCAUGGCUAACACAGAAAAAGAUGUAUUGUUACAAAAUAUGAAGACACAUAUACGUGCAUUGAAUACACUCAUAGGGACAUAUGAUAAACAAUCGGGGCAGUGCUACCAUUGUCAUCAAGACGGACAUUUUACGAGAAAUUGUCCGCAGAAGAAUAAAGAUGUGAAAAAAGAUGUGAAUACAGGGGUGAAAAAAACAUGCUAUCGUUGCAAACAGCCUGGACAUUUUGUGAGUGAGUGUCCGAAACCACGAAAACCGAUCGAUCCAGAAUAUUUGAAAACGGUGACCUGCUUCAAUUGUCACGAAAAAGGGCAUUAUUCUCCUGAUUGCCCUAAUCGUAGCAAGAAAGACGAUACUUCACCACCUAGCUUAUUUGAUGAAAACACAGUCAAGUAUUACGGACCCACAGAAAAACAACAACAGUAUUUUGGUUAUGGCAGCACGAUGAACAUGGCACCACCACCACCACCGCCAUCAACACCAGUAGCACAGUAUUCAUCGGAUGACACCAAGCCAGCUCAGAAGCCAGCCACAGAGUCAGAAUUAUUAGAAUAUGAGGAAUUCGCUCGUAAACAUGGACAUGGUGCCUUUGUAUAUUUUGAUAAAAUACAUAAACGUCCAAAAUCACCACUUCCGAAAGGACCAAUCACACUUGGGACCUUACCACCCCAGCCAUCAACACCGGUAGCACAGUCGGAUAACACAGAACCAGCUCAGAAGCCACCCACAAAGCCAGAAUUUGUCUAUGACGAACCUCGAUAUGGUGACUUUGCAUAUAUUGAAAAUAGAGAUAAACAUCUCUCACUUCCGAAAACACCACCGCUAAAAUGGACUGCUUUGGGGCGUGAAUUUACCAAACCGACCUUCGAUAACCAAAACGGUAUCACACUUGCUACCUCAACCCCCGCAGGUAGUACCGAGCCGUGUACUACAACACCACCACCACCAACCAAGAAGGCGAUACUGGAAGAAUCAGACUAUGAGCCAUUACGCAAAAAAUUAAGAAAGUCUGUGAAAAAACUGUUUUAAAAAAAUGUGAACAAUAAUAAUAAAAGAAGUGAACUAAAGUUUAAAAAAAAGUUGUGUUAAAAAAAUAUUUGUCAAGUUUUUAAUUGUAAAAAAAACAAUAUUGUCAAGUUUAUAAAAAAAG
Messenger RNA from Ruditapes philippinarum (Manila clam), 1382 nucleotides. RefSeq lists its product as uncharacterized. The transcript has a single exon. Gene Ontology annotation, molecular function: nucleic acid binding; zinc ion binding. NCBI's taxonomy places the organism in Eukaryota, Metazoa, Mollusca, Bivalvia, Venerida, Veneridae. The record is from RefSeq and is a predicted model, not a curated record. The coding region runs from base 236 to 1261 and encodes 341 amino acids.